AUGUGGACCGCGUUAUCCCUCUGUAUCCUCAUCGCAUCAGCGGCUGUGCUGUACGAUCAGCUCACGAAGAGGAUCCCGUCACGAUUGCGAGCCGAAGAGGCGCCCAGGAGCGCAUUCGGUCUCGUCAGAGCGGACAAGCUUAGCUCGCAUGCAAGCGCUCAUGGAAUCGACAUUAUUUUCGUCCACGGCCUAGGCUCGAACCCUGACACAACCUGGAGACCAAGAGACGGCCAAUGCUGGGUCAGCGACUUCCUCCCACAAGACAUCCCCGCGUCGUUCCACAAAGACAUUCGAAUCUUCUUCUAUAACUACGAUUCGUACUGGAAGAGGGAUGCUGUUCAAGCGCGGCUAUGGAGUCUUGGAAAGAGCUUGCUCGACCGCAUAACUUCGCAGAUCCGGGGGACAGCAGAGGAGCAGACGCGGCAUCUAGUCUUCGUCGGCCAUAGCUAUGGAGGCCUUGUCAUUAAGCGGGCGCUGAUACAGGCGAGCACGAAUCCAUCAUUCGCCGAUAUUGCCGAUUACACAAGAACCGUCUUCUUCUUGGGCACCCCUCACCGCGGCUCAAGCUUCAGCACAUGGGGAAGCAUCGCUGCUCGAGCGCUCCAACCGCUCGGAUCGAACCCGUCGCUUCUCCAAGAAGUAGCGUACGACUCUCUCCCCCUGCGGGAUCUGCAUGAGGAGUUCGAGAAUGCCGUGAGGGACAAGCUGCGGGUGAUUAACUUCUAUGAGCAACGCAAGACGCGGGUUCUGAAAGUGUGGUUUAUCCAGUGGGAGGAAUGGUGUGUUCCAGAGCAAUCAGCGACGUAUAGCAAGGUUGAUAACAUUGGCCUUCCCGUUGACCACUACGGCCUGAACAAGUUUGGAUCAAGGGAUGACAACUACGGGGUGAUCUUUCAAAAGCUCCUUGAGACAAUUAGGCCCAUCGCAUCUCAGAAGCGGCGGCGGAUUUAUUCUGUACCCAUCGACACGGUAGAGAGCUAUACGGAGCGGCAUGGGCUGUCAGCUGCGGUCGACGAGAAGCUGCGCGUGCCUCAUCAGAAGGCUAGCGUCCCUCAUGCACUCACCAUCUACGGGCUCGGCGGCACAGGGAAGACACAGCUAGCACUGAAGUACGUUGAGGACCAUCAAGACGAUUACAAUCCCAUCCUCUGGAUUGACGCCAAGGACGAAGACUCUGUGCGGUCGAGUUUUGAGCGGUGCGCGAGCGAGCUUCAGCUGUCAGUAGAUCGGACCCAGACACAAGGCUCCAGUCUCGUGGACUCACCGACGGUGCAAGCUGUGCUCCGAUGGCUUUAUAGCCGAAAGGACACAAAUGAAGCAUGGCUAGUGAUCAUCGAUAAUGCCGACGACGUUUCGUGGGGCAUCAAGAAGGUGCUUCCUAAAGGACAACGGGGAAGCGUUAUCAUCACCAGCCAAGAUAGUCAGUCGCAGAAACUAGUAGACGGAGGCUGCGAGGAGGUCCGGGUAGACAUCAUGGAGCUACUGGAAGCAAGGAUGCUUCUUCUUCGACAUCUUCGGUUGGAUCUAGAGCCGGUGCCCCAAGAUAUUCAAGAAGACUGCGAUAAGAUAGCGGAGCGACUUGGGUACUUGGCUCUGGCCAUUGACCUCGCCGGAGCUUAUAUCGGCAAUGAACCGGACCAGCGGCAAGCUCCGCGACAGUACCUAGCGGACUAUGCCCGGCACCGAGACGAUCUACUGCAGAGCGAACAUAACCGUGGUCUGUCCGCGAGCGACAAGACGGUGUGGACGGUGUGGGACACGACGCUGGAGAAGAUUGAGAGGCGUCAUGCGGAUUUGCGACCAGGCUGGUUGCUUGCGUUUCUGGCCCGGUUCAGCGACGGGGUGGUGCAGGACGAGUUGUUCCGGCUGGCCAGCCUAAGCAUAUCUAGUGUUACCCGGGAAAUGUACGACGAGACUGCCGAACUUCCUGAAUGGCUCGCCAAGGUUCUGGCAUUUGACGGAAAGGAAUGGGACGAUUUCUGUUACCGGCAGAGUCGCAACGUGCUUAUUCGGUAUAACCUAUUGCAGCGGACUCAUGGAGACUGGGACGGUGUAAGAAUGCAUGGGCUGGUCCAGUGGCGAGCGACAAAGUUUGAGCAAGCCAUGCCGUGGGAUCGCUGGCAUCUUAUGGCCACUACUGCAGCUUGUGCACAGCUUUCAGAAGAAAUGGCGAGGCCGCAGUUUCGAAGGCAUAUGGUUACACACAUACCUGAUUUGAGUUGGGAAUGCCUUACUAGGUUAGGGAUUGACGAAGCGAGGAUGCCAUUCGUAUGGGGGACUGUUGGAAGCGCCUACUUUGACGAAGGACGGUGGAAGGAGGCGGAAGAGCUGGAGGUGCAAGUGAUGGAGACGAGAAAGAGGAUGCUUGGGGAGGAGCAUCCAGACACGCUGAGCAGCAUGGCCAACCUGGCGUCAACGUACAGGAAUCAAGGGCGGUGGAAGGAGGCGGAAGAGCUGGAGGUGCGAGUGAUGGAGAUGAGUGUGAGGGUGCUUGGGGAGGAGCAUCCUUCCACGCUGACCAGCAUGGCCAACCUGGCGUCGACGUACAGGAAUCAAGGGCGGUGGAAGGAGGCGGAAGAGCUGGAGGUGCGAGUGAUGGAGAUGAGUGUGAGGGUGCUUGGGGAGGAGCAUCCUUCCACGCUGAACAGCAUGGCCAACCUGGCGUCGACGUACAGGGAUCAAGGGCGGUGGAAGGAGGCGGAAGAGCUGGAGGUGCAAGUGAUGGAGACGAGAAAGAGGAUGCUUGGGGAGGAGCAUCCUUCCACGCUGAUCAGUAUGGCCAACCUGGCACACACGUGGACGUCCCAAAACCGGAAUGAAGAGGCUAUCCUAAUGAUGGAAAAGUGCUUCGAGCUACAUAACCUGGCGUCAACGUACUGGAAUCAAGGGCGGUGGAAGGAGGCGGAAGAGCUGGAGGUGCAAGUGAUGGAGACGAGAAAGAGGAUGCUUGGGGAGGAGCAUCCUUCCACGCUGAUCAGUAUGGCCAACCUGGCACACACGUGGACGUCCCAAAACCGGAAUGAAGAGGCUAUCCUAAUGAUGGAAAAGUGCUUCGAGCUACAGAGGCAUAUCCUUGGCCCUGACCAUCCUGACACAGUGUCUUCACGUGAAGCUCUAAAUGAGUGGCAGAGGGGGGACCACGAGAUUGGACUUUGA
Endocarpon pusillum Z07020 is the source of this 3156-nucleotide messenger RNA. RefSeq lists its product as uncharacterized. Gene Ontology annotation, molecular function: protein binding; ADP binding. Lineage: Eukaryota; Fungi; Ascomycota; Eurotiomycetes; Verrucariales; Verrucariaceae. The transcript has 5 exons. The record is from RefSeq and is a predicted model, not a curated record. The coding region runs from base 1 to 3156 and encodes 1051 amino acids.